GUGCCUGAGAUUAUAAGCUCUAUUCGACAAGCUGGAAAAAUUGCUCGUCAAGAAGAGUUUCAAAAUAAUCUCUCAGAUGUUGAAGACCCUUUCGCCAAAAAGUUCGAGGUGCUGUUCUGUGGACGGGUGACAGUAGCACAUAAAAAUGCACCUCCAGCACUCAUAGAUGAAUGCAUUGAAAAAUUUAAUCAUGCAAGUUGUACAAAGAAGUCAGAUUUCAGCUCAUCAUCCCAGCAACAUGAAACUGCCAAUAGCUUCGGAGGCUUCUCUUUCAGCAACAAAUUUCGGUCUGUCUUUCAGCCCUUGGUCAGUGAAGAGGAGGAGAAAAGGCCAAUUAGGAAAUCCUUUUCUCAGCCUGGGCUUCGUUCCUUUGCUUUUAAGAAGGAAUUGCAAGAGGGAAGCAAUAGGAGUAACAGCUUUGUCAGGUCUUUUGAGGAAGAUGCAAUUUCACUGAACCUAAAGAGUCAACUUAUCCAUGGACACAGUGUUGUGCAGCCAACAGACAUUGCAGAAAACCGGACAAUGUUGUUUACGAUUGGACAGUCUGAAGUUUACCUUAUCAGUCCUGACACAAAAAAAGUAGCAAUUGAAAAAAGCUUUAAGGAAAUAUCCUUUUGUUCUCAGGGAAUUAGACAUGUGGAUCACUUUGGGUUCAUCUGCAGAGAGUCUUCAGAAAAUGGAGGCUUCCACUUUGUUUGCUAUGUGUUUCAGUGUACAGAUGAAGCACUGGUUGAUGAAAUCAUGAUGACAUUGAAACAGGCUUUCACCGUAGCUGCUGUGCAACAAACUUCCAAAGCACAGCCUCAGCUCUGUGAAGGAUGUCCUAUGCAAAGCUUGCAUAAACUCUGUGAGAAGAUAGAAGGGUUACACCCUUCUAAGACUAAACUAGAGCUACAAAAGCAUCUAACAACACUAAAUAGCCAGGAGCAGGCCUCUGUUUUUGAAGAGGUUAAGAAAUUAAGACCAAGAAAUGAUCAGAAAGAGAAUGAGUUGGUUAUCUCCGUUUUGAGAAACAUGUAUGAAGAAAAACAGAGGGACCAUGUUCAUGUUGGAGAUGCAAAACAGGUAAGUAAUCAUUCAGUUUUAAAUGCUGUAAAUGAGGUGCCCAGCAGUGCUCCAAGAUUCAGAUUAGAUAUGUUAAAGAACAAAGCAAAAAGAUCUCUGACAGAAUCGUUUGAAAGUAUUUUAUCACGUGGCAGUAAAGCCAGAGGUCCGCUGGACAGUUCGGGUGCUGUGGAUUUGGACAGCUCCAUGUCUAGUACGUUAAGCAGCACAAGUAAAGAACCACCGUUGUGUGAAAAGGAGAAAGACAGACUUCCUACACUUCCUACAGAAAAUGUUGUCAAGACUAGUGGAUCAGUGGGUGAUGUCUCCAGCAAUGCAGAUGGUUCUUCUAUUGAGCAGUCUGUUACAUUACCUCAGCAAAGCUUUCGGAGGCGAGCAAACACCCUGAGUCAUUUGCCAACAGAAAGCCAGGAAUCUCUGCUACCUGUUGAAGCAUCGCCAUCUGUUCCCCAGAGGAAACUUAUGAGGUAUCACUCAGUGAGCACAGAGACUCCUCACAAAAGAAAUUCUUCCGGUCAACUUGCACGUUCUCCUACUCUAGCUCGUCUUAAUCCCUCGGCCUCUUCACCCAACUUUUUAAAAUAUCUAAGGCAUAAUCCAAGUGGAGAACAAAGUGGGCAUUUUGCACAAAAGAGCAUCUCCUACCGUACUGCCUUAAGGAAAAAGCUUCAUUCUUCCUCUUCUGUGCCAAAUUUCUUAAAAUUUCUGGCUCCUGUAGAUGAAAAUAACACCUCUGAAUUUAGGAACACAACAAGCAACUACGAAUCCAAACACAGCCAGGAGGCCAUUGGUGCGGACAGCCCUGUAAGGACUCGACGGCAUUCAUGGAGGCAACAGAUAUUCCUGCGAGUGGCAACUCCUCAGAAAGCAUGUGAUUCUCCCAGCCGAUAUGAUGAUUACUCAGAAUUGGGAGAACUUCCACCCAGAUCCCCCUUGGAACCAGUGUGUGAAGACGGCCCCUUUGGGCCAGUGAAAGAAGAAAGGAAACGGACACCCCGUGAGCUUCGCGAGUUGUGGAAGAAAGCCAUUAUUCAGCAGAUACUGCUCCUCAGAAUGGAAAAAGAAAACCAGAAGUUACAAGCUUCAGAAAACAAUUUGCAGAACAGACGUCUGAAACUUGACUAUGAAGAAAUUACACCAUGCUUAAAAGAUGUAACUUUGAUUUGGGAAAAAAUGUUGGGUACACCUGGAAGGUCAAAGGUUAAAUUUGAUGUGGAAAAAAUACACUCUGCUGUUGGGCAAG
Pterocles gutturalis (yellow-throated sandgrouse) is the source of this 2308-nucleotide messenger RNA. Its product is annotated as TBC1 domain family member 1-like. The record is from RefSeq and is a predicted model, not a curated record. The transcript is spliced from 14 exons. The annotation marks the transcript as partial. NCBI's taxonomy places the organism in Eukaryota, Metazoa, Chordata, Aves, Pterocliformes, Pteroclidae.